UCCCGAGGAUGCGGGCCAAGGCGCCCCGAGCCUUCCUCCUGCUGCUCUCAGGGGCCCUGACCCUGACCGACACCUGGGCGGGCUCCCACUCCAUGAGGUAUUUCAAAACCGUCAUGUCCAGUCACGGCCGCAGGGAGCCUCAUUUCAUCGUCGUCGGCUACGUGGACGACACGCAGUUCGUGCGGUUCGACAGCUACGCCGCGAGUCCGAGGAUGGAGCCCCGGGCGCCGUGGAUGGAGCAGGAAGGGCAAGAGUAUUGGGAAGAGCAGACAAGGAACGUCAAGGACACCGCACAGAAAUUAGAAGCAGAACUUAACACACUGCGCAACUACUACAAUCAGAGCAAGGCCGUGUCUCACACCUACCAGUGGACGCACGGUUGCUACGUGGGGACAGACGGGCACCUGCUUCGCGGGUACAGUCAGUAUGCCUACGACGGCAUCGAUCACCUCUCCCUGAACGAGGACCUGCGCUCCUGGACCGCGAUGAACACGGCGGCUCAGAUCACUCAGCGUAAGUUGGAGGCAGCAGGUGCGACUGAGCAGCACAGACACUACCUGGAGGGCACAUGCGUGGAGUGGCUCCUCAGACACAUGGAGAACGGGAAGCAGACGCUGCAACGCAUAGAACCUCCUAAGACACAUGUGACCCGCCACAGCAUCUCUGACCAUGAGGUCACCCUGAGGUGCUGGGCCCUGGGCUUCUACCCUGCGGAGAUCACCCUGACCUGGCAGCGUGAUGGGGAGGACCUGACCCAGGACACGGAGCUUGUGGAGACCAGGCCUGCAGGGGACGGGACCUUCCAGAAGUGGGCGGCUGUGGUGGUGCCUUCUGGAGAGGAACAGAGAUACACGUGCCAUGUGCAGCACGAGGGGCUUCCUGAGCCCGUCCCCCUGAGAUGGGAGCCGCCUCCUCAGUCCACCAUCCUCAUCAUGGACGUCAUUGCUGUCCUGGGUCUCCUUGGAGCUGUGGUGGGUGGAGCCGUGAUCUGCUGGAAGAAGUGCUCAGGUGGAAAUGGAGACAGCUUCAAGGCUGAAAACAGCGACAGUUCCCAGGACACUGUUGUGUCUCUCGUGGAUCCUAAAGGGGAGACCCUGCAGGCCUGAAGUGGGGAAGUAUUCAAGGGGACGGACUGGAUUAUGGGGAGUCUUUGGUUGGGACAUUUUGAACAUGUGUUGGGCUGUUGAGAAUGUCACCAGUUACAGUCACUGACUUAAAUUUGUUCAUGAUUUUCUUUUGUAGGAUGAGAGACAGCUGCCUUGUGGGGGACUGAGUGGUGCAUGAUUUUUUCAUGCCACUACUUUUGACUUCAACAACCUCUUUCUGGGCCAGCCCUUUGGCCAAGUGAUUAAGUUUGCACACUCCACUCCAGUGGCCCAGGGUUUUGCUGGUUCGGAUCCUGGGCACAGACUUGGUACCACUCAUCAAGCCAUGCUGAGGCAGCGUCCCACAUAGCACAACCAGAAGGACCUAAAACUAGAAUAUACAACUACAUACUGGGGGCUUUGGGGAGAAGAAGAAGAAAAAAGAAAACCCUCUUUAUUCAAAGGGCAUCUGAAAUUGACUGCAUUAAGAUAAUGUGAGGAGGUGGGGAGACUGGCCCACACCCUACCCACCACGACCCUUGACCACGCUGACCUGUGUUCUCUUCCCUGUUCAACUUCCGUUACAGCAGAGAUGGGGCAGGGCCACCUCCAUCCCUGUCUGAACUUCGUGUUGCACUGAGCUACAAAUGUUGCAUAUGGGGACAGGAGAAAGCUGUGAGGAGUCAAGCAUGUCUAGGACCUCCGCCCGCUCAGUGCAUGGUGGGCUUUGACAUGGUCAUUCCUCAGCUGGGUCAUCUCUCUGCUCUUUUGUCCUUGUGCCUUCAGUAAACCUUGUCCCACCAGGACUUGUGAUCACAGGAACUGGGACAUCACACAGGCCUCGUCGUUUCCCCAGGACCGUGAGCAGUAGUGGCUUCAUGUGACUGGGUCAGCCUAGGCUCAGGCCUGGGUCCAGCCCUCAGCCCCUGUCUUUUGGGUGUUUAUUUCUUGUUUCUUUGUUUCUGUAGAGGUUAGGUCUGUUCUCUUUUUUUUCACCUAACUCAUUCAUUCACAUAAUAUUUGUUGUGUGCCUGAUGUAUGAUCUUCUAUUUUUGCAUCCGGGGAAAAUAGACAAAUUCCGGGCCUUAUGGAGCAUGUGUUGUAAUGGAGAAAGAUAGACUGUAUGCUAUAAGCAUAGUAAAUAAAGAAAGCGUUUACUGAUAAAUAAAUGACAAGCUAUAGGA
Molecule: messenger RNA, 2269 nt
Organism: Equus quagga
Lineage: Eukaryota; Metazoa; Chordata; Mammalia; Perissodactyla; Equidae
Product: HLA class I histocompatibility antigen, alpha chain G-like
Exons: 7
Coding region: 9-1106 (365 amino acids)
Biological process (GO): antigen processing and presentation of endogenous peptide antigen via MHC class I via ER pathway, TAP-independent; positive regulation of T cell mediated cytotoxicity; antigen processing and presentation of endogenous peptide antigen via MHC class Ib
Cellular component (GO): external side of plasma membrane
Molecular function (GO): signaling receptor binding; peptide antigen binding
Source: RefSeq, a predicted model, not a curated record